Molecule: messenger RNA, 6772 nt
Organism: Doryrhamphus excisus (bluestripe pipefish)
Lineage: Eukaryota; Metazoa; Chordata; Actinopteri; Syngnathiformes; Syngnathidae
Source: RefSeq, a predicted model, not a curated record
GUGAGUGUGUGUGACGACUGGCAGGACGCUGGUUGGCAGAAACCAUCCGAGCACCGGGAAGGGAGCCCAUGAGCAUCACAACACUGGAUUACCACCAGCAAACACAGGGCUCUCCACAAGGGGGCAGCGUGACGCCAAGCCCGACUCCCGUCCCAUCGGGUCCUCGUGCCGUGAGCGCCAUCAGGAUCACGCCCCCGUCCACCAUGAAAGGAACCCCUGACCUGAUUCCUGCUGCAGGCCUGGACCCCAGCAGGGUGUGCAAGGGGAAAGGAGUGGUGACCCUGAAGGCCACGCUGGUCCACCUGGACGACGAAGCCGGCGGCAGCGCAGAUCCCAGCGACACCGCAACACCCGGAGACUUUGCCAGUCAAAUGAAUGGAGGAUUGGCUGAGGGGGGGGGCAACAUGGCGGCUGAUUUCCCUCCAGGGAACACCACCCACUGCCUGGUUCAGGCCAAUUCACCAGAAAGCAUCAAAGAAAACCAGGCGCCGACAUCAUGUGACAACCACAAUGGUUUCCCAUCACCCCCCAGCUCCACGAGCACGGUGACCCCCACAGUAGUUCUGCUGCAACGCAACAGAGACCCCACCCCAGGAAGGGACAAAAGCCCCGGUCCCGGGAGAGACUUGGUCAGUCCGCUUUCAGACAUGGACGGGAAAAGGCUGCGACUGUCGCUGCAGUCCCCCGUCCUCGGUCCGCUCAACGGGCCCAUUGUGUCGGGGCGGAACACGGAAAAGUCCAAAGACUGGUACAAGACCAUGUUCAAGCAGAUCCACAAGAUACCCGAGACUAUUGAGGAAAACCCAUACCGCCCCACCUACAUUUUCCCUGACAGCCAUGACAUUCACAUGAAAAGGAAAGAGAAUGGUCCUAACCCCUUUGGCUACCUGGACGAUGUGAAAGGAGUCCCACCAUCUCUCAGCCAUGCAGAGGUUUGCUCAAGAGGCAGGACCCAAGAGUCCGUGCCGGUGCCAACGAGGUCGUCAUCACUCAAAGCCUCCACGAAGAGAAACGAGUGGGAGCCCCCGGAUAAAAAGGUGGACACCAGGAAGUACCGCGCUGAGCCCAAGAGCAUCUUUGAGUACGAGCCGGGGAAAUCGUCGGUCCUGAAGCUGGAGAGAACGACUGUGGCCGUUUGUGCGGACGCUGUAGAUUUAGAGAAUGAGCCAUGGUAUCAAUUCUUUUCAGAGAUGGAGUUUGGCAAAGCGACCGCCCCCUCCUUCAGCCCCCUGGAACCAGCCUCCGACCUGCACAAGUAUUCCUCCAGCAAGUCUGGGCACAGCGAGGUGGAGACGGACGGAGGAUCAUCCGCAAACGAGCCGGCGGCUCCAGAAUGCGACCGUCACGUUUACAAAAGCGUUCUGGAAGGCGGUGACAUUCCCUUGCAAGGUCUGCGGGCCCUCAACAAGCGGCACGGCAGCUCCUCCCCGUCCAAAGGUGGGAAUGGCCGUGUGGGUUCACCCUGCUGGUCUAGAAAUAGUCCUUGUGUUGUUGCCAGUCACGCACUAGCUAACCACUGUAAGAAUAAGAAGCCCCUCUCCGCUGCCAAAGCCUGCAUCCCCCAAAUCCUGCCCUCCAAGUUCAAGCCCAAGCUGCUGCCCCCUGGGGGCGGCGUCCAGGACAGCAGGACGCCCCCCGGGAGGCACCCGAAGGCGCACAGCUGCGAGGAUUUGUACACAAGUACGUUGGAUCACCACAGAGCUGGAGGAGAGGGGGGGGGCCAGGAUCCAGACUGCUGUGCUGAUGACCUCGGGGACCUUCGGGGGGGCGGGGCAGACUUCUCCAGCCUGUACAAGAUCAUGCAUCACAUCCAGCGGCCCGGCUCGGCGGGCGGCAGCCCCCGAGGCGGCGUCCGCAGCCUGGCCUCUCUCUUUGACGGGGCGAAGGCCGAGGGGGGGGGCAGGUCAGAGGCGGACGACGGGGGUCGCAUUCCACGGGACGCCGUGUCGUCACGGGUCACUGAGUUCGAAAUGAUCAUUCAGCGGUCCCGUUUGAUGAGCGCUCGCUCCUCCUCUCUGCCCACGCUGACCUCCAGCCCCGCCCCCCCACAUCACACGCCCGCCGCCGUGUCGGCCGAGAGCCUUUUGGUGGUCGCCGGUUGCCGGGCGGACGCCUGCCCCCCCGUGGAGGCGGCUGGCGGGGAACCGGCGGAUGACGCCUUGAUACCAGACGAUCGGACUGUGGCGCGGUCGCCCCCCCCCUCAGAGGACGGAGACCAGGUUAGGGCCGACCCCGAGGUGGAGCCGAUGUUCAGAAAGAGCCCCCCCGAGCACAUCCUGCCGCCCGUGUCCUUCCCCCUACAUCAGCACCAGCGCAAAUGCAAAGGCUCCUGCCCGGCGUCGUACACCCGCUUCACCACCAUCGUCAGGCACGAGAGGCAAGAGAAGGCAGCGGCGCCGCCGGAGAAGAAGACCAUGCUGCCCGCAAAGCUCCUCCUCAUGGGACCCGCCCCUUUCAGGUUGCGCAAGACCCACCAGUCCCAGCAGCCUCGGAGGACGCUGGCAGCGACUAAGGUGGAAACGGGCAACCGGAGGCCGCCCGGCACGUCCCCCGAGCUCAGACCCGCCAUACCUCGGCGUCUGUCCUCCCUGGAGGUCCUGGAGAGGCUGAGUAGCGGGGACGGGGACCACCGUGAGCAGCUGAGUAACGGACAGGGCUUGGACGCCAACGGGAACCUUCUGCAGCCGCUGGCAGCUCACCACAGAGACUCGUCCCCGGCACACGACAGCCAGGAUGACGUCCUGAGGAGACGCCAUGGCGACAAAGAGAAAAUCUUGGAGGAGCAGCGGCGGCUGAAGCGGGAACAGGAAGAGGCGGACAUCGCGGCGAGGCGCCACACGGGCAUCGUGCCAACACACCACCAGUUCAUCACCAACGAGCGCUUUGGAGACCUGCUCAACGUCACAGAUAACUCGGAGAAACGGAAGUCAGGCGUUGAGAGAACUCCAGCGAUGGCCCGCUUUGACUUCAGAGCUGAAACUCUAAAGGAAUUACCUUUCCAGAAGGGGGACAUCGUGUACAUUAUUAGACAAGUGGAUCAGAACUGGUAUGAAGGAGAACAUCACGGAAGAGUUGGGAUUUUCCCUCGAAGCUACGUUGAGCUCCUGCCUCCCACGGAGAAAGCCCAGCCUCGGAAAAGCGUGCCAGUGCAGGUGCUGGAAUACGGAGAUGCCGUGGCCAGAUUCAACUUCACAGGAGACACGCUGGUGGAGAUGUCUUUCAGAAAGGGAGAGAGGAUCACGCUGAUCCGCAGAGUGGAUGAGAACUGGUACGAAGGCAAAAUCUCAGGCACAAACCGCCAAGGCAUCUUCCCCGUCACGUACGUGGAAGUCCACAAGCGACCACGCGUCAAGAACGGCGUGGAUUACCCCGACCCUCCUGUCUGCUCCUCGCCACAGCGCAGUCGCAAUGCCUCCCCUCAGUUGUUCCGUAAUCGCCUGACCACUUCGCCGCUGCCCCUCCCUCGCUCCCCCUGCCGCUCCGUGUCCCCCGAGGUCCAUGCGGUCUCCUCUGAAUGGAUCUCUCUGACCGUGGGGGGUGGAAGCCCCCCUGCCGCCCCGACACCCCCGUUGCCGCCGCUGCCCACCGUGUCGUACCGCUGCGGCGAGUACUUGCCCCCGCCUUUCUCCGUCAGCCCCGUGCCCCCCAUCUCCGGCAGUCCCUACUGGAUUUCUCCCAUGGCCUCCCCGUCUGCGUCCCCGCUGCCCCCGCCGUACCCGCCCAGACCCAACUCCGCCACUCCUUUCCUCACUUUCACCCCCCCCCAGGGAGGGGACUUUCUGCUGUCCCCGCCCUCACCCCACCUGUCACGUAGCCUGAGCCCCAGCGGCGGGCCGGUGCUGGAAGGCUGGCUUGGGGCUGACAAGGACUUGCCAGAGGGGGACGGGGGCGGUAGCCGUGCCGCCCCUGGGAACAGACAAAAUAGCCCUGCAGAGCUUGUGCGGAACGACCUUGAUCAUCAAGGACGAAACUCCAGAAGCCCCGUGAUGCUCUUUGACAUCCACGAUAACAACAACGUCAACUCAUUUGCCCAACCCCAGUCCCACAGCAGCAGCCCGGAGCCCACCCGCCUCAACUGUGGAACUUUCCAGGCGCUGUACAGUUACGCUCCUCAAAACGAAGACGAGCUGGAGCUCCAGGAAGGAGAUCUGGUCAGCGUCAUGGAGAAGUGCGAUGACGGCUGGUUUGUGGGUACCUCAAAGAGGACAAAACAGUUUGGGACUUUCCCUGGGAACUACGUGAAGGAGGUGAAACUGUAAAGCGAAGGAAUCCUGUCAGGCUUUGGAGGUUAUUCCACGCACGCGUGGAUGCGGGUCGGAGUCGUCAUUUAGCCAAUCCGUUUGUCUGGCAAAGCCAAGAUGAAAUUGCACAUUGAGGACAAAUACUGUACGUUGUGUGUACUUCACCUAAUUACCACAACAGAGAAUCUGUCACACGGUAGCUUUAAUUCUGCAGAUACUAGCUUGCAUUCUGUCCAUGACAUCACAUGUUUUUAUGUACAAGCACAGAAGAUGAUGGAUGAAGGGUCACGUGAUUACCUGGGCUGUGAACAUGGAUCUAACAUCUACGUCAUGUUAGCUUAGGGCCGCUAAGGAGCACGCUAGCCAAGUACAAUGCAAAGAAUACAAGUCUCUAAUGACAUUAUUAUUAUACAAUUAUACACUUCCAGAUAUUAUUAUUAUACAAUUAUACACUUCCAGAUAUUAUUAUUAUACAAUUAUACACUUCCAGAUAUUAUUAUUAUACAAUUAUACACUUCCAGAUAUUAUUAUUAUACAAUUAUACACUUCCAGAUAUUAUUAUUAUACAAUUAUACACGUCCAGAUAUUAUUAUUAUACAAUUAUACACUUCCAGAUUUUAUUAUUAUACAAUUAUACACUUCCAGAUAUUAUUAUUAUACAAUUAUACACUUCCAGAUAUUAUUAUUAUAUAAUUAUACACUUCCAGAUAUUAUUAUUAUACAAUUAUACACUUCCAGAUAUUAUUAUUAUACAAUUAUACACUUCCAGAUAUUAUUAUUAUAUAAUUAUACACUUCCAGAUAUUAUUAUUAUACAAUUAUACACUUCCAGAUACGGUGAAUGCUCUCACAUUUCUGAAGGAGACCCUUAUCAUUCACCAUAAACCUGGAAUCAUUUCUAAAUACGUGAUAAUACAGACCAAAUGUACUAUUGUUAGAAAGCCCAUCCAUACUGGUAAUGUUUGUCAUGAAGCGUUGAUACUUCGCACUUUGUUCGGCAGUCCUUGAACUCACCAUAAUUGUGAGACCAGCUAGCAGAUGUUCCAAGAGUGGUUUUAAAAACUACGCAAAUGGCUAUUGUUGGCUAAUGUGCGAUGCGGCCCCAUUUUGGAGAGUUAGCAGCACCCCCGCGUCGUACCAAAUGAAGGCAGAGAGCACUUUUAAUAUGUUAACCUAAAUCAUCAACAGGCAAGCUGUGUGGGUUUACGUCAAGCCUAGCCUGCUUAGCCUGGCUAGCCUCUAGCGCUAGCCUGAUGACUCUGAUUUCACGUUAGCAUUCAUUAGUGGUGAGUACUUAUACAUUUAUACUCUACAAAUGCCUUUCCUACGUGCCGUACGGCAGGUUCUGGAGCUGAAUGUAGUCUAACAAUGACCACAGUCACUUUUAUUGCAAAUGUGGAUCUGAAAUCGGAAGGGAACAUCCAUGUCAAGCUAGCUAAAUAGAUGUUUUAUCAAUUACAUACCCUUCCCAGAACUUUUAGCGGGGAUCUACUGUAUAUCCUUUAUCUGUCAAAAUGCUUAGAAAUUGUAUGACUUGAUUGUUGUACUUUUCUUUUGCGGUAUUUACAUUUUUGAGGAAAAAAGCCCACACAAAACUCAAAAAGCCUUCAAGGCCGUUUCAGUAUUGGGUGCGAGUCAAUUCCAAGGAUGUCUCACACAACGUUGACCACACACCGUGUGCAUAUUUGGAAACGCUCCUUCAAGUGUGCCUUUGCAAUAAUGGUGGCAAGAGAAGAAUGUAAAUAAUAACGAACUAUUUAUUUAUCAUUUUAUACUUCUUCUUCCAUGUUUUCUGGCACAUGAUGCUUGAAAGUUAGGUGGCGGUUGACGUCACGCUCCAGUGCGGGACAGGCGUGGCAGCACUUAACUUCCUGCUUGGUCAUUUAGGGAGAUUCCACCUCACCCAAAACACAGGAUUAACCAUCCGCCCUUUUGGGGCCGACAAUGUCCAAAGUGACAAAAUAAUCACUUUAAAGCGUCAUGAGAUUCAAAUGAAACCCUUGCUGACGGGAUUGCAUGUUUAACUUUAAGAUAUCUUUUUUUUACACUGUUUUCACGAGUGAUUAAAGUACAGUAAUCCCUCGCCACUUUACGCUUCAAAUUUUGCGGCUUCACUCCAUCACAGUUUUUCCAAAAAUAUAUUCAUUGAUAAGUCAUAGUAUGUUGUGGUUGCAUAGGAAUUAUUAUUCAUGCAAUUUCUCUUUCAGUAAUGUUACUGUAAUGUUUGGUGAGACGCAUACGGUACAUAAGCACCAGAUUUGAUUGCCAGAAAACAGGCUUUUAUUGCAGGUUCUGGGGGGCUUUAAUAACGUUGGAAAUUGUAUUUAGAGGGUCGGAAACAGGUUUUUGAUGCGCUAACCACAAAAAUAUUUCAUUUAGAAAUAAGGAAUCCUAUUGACUAACCAAUUAAUGAACCAAUUAAUCAGGAUAAGCGAGGGAUGACUGUAGGAACGCUAGAGCCCUGGCUCCACAUCCCGACUACGCAUCAGCACCUCCUCCGAAUGAGAGCCAAAAUCCCCCUUUGCCCCCCCC